Molecule: messenger RNA, 2419 nt
Organism: Heteronotia binoei (common prickly gecko)
Lineage: Eukaryota; Metazoa; Chordata; Lepidosauria; Squamata; Gekkonidae
Gene: PAIP2B
Product: poly(A) binding protein interacting protein 2B
Exons: 4
Coding region: 71-460 (129 amino acids)
Biological process (GO): negative regulation of translational initiation
Cellular component (GO): cytoplasm
Molecular function (GO): mRNA regulatory element binding translation repressor activity
Source: RefSeq, a predicted model, not a curated record
GCGUCCCAGGCUGAGGCGGCGGCGGCCAUCGCGCGGCGAGCGGCCCUGUGGGCCCGCGGAAGAUUCCAUCAUGAUGAAUGGCUCCAACGUGGCCAACACAACCACGACUUCAGCCGUGCCUGCAAAAGCCAAGGAGGAGCAGGUAGUGAAUGGGCACGAUGAGAAGGAGAACAACCCCUUUGCCGAAUACAUGUGGAUGGAGAACGAGGAAGACUUCAACCGGCAGGUGGAAGAAGAACUUCAGGAGCAGGAGUUCCUGGACCGCUGUUUCCAGGAGAUGCUGGAUGAAGAGGACAAGGAUUGGUUCAUCCCGUCCCGCGACCUUCCCCAGGGCAUCGGGCAGCUUCAGCAGCAGCUAAACGGGCUUUCGGUCAAUGACAGCCAUGUAUCGGAAGAUAUUUUGAGCAAAAGCACCUUAAACCCCGACGCCAAGGAGUUCAUUCCCGGAGUGAAGUACUGAGCCUUCCGGCAGGCUUCGCAGAGACAUUUUUUCUUCCCCUGGAUGGGGUGGGGUGGGGUGGGGGGGCAGCAGGCCCUGUGAGCCGAGGUGGGAGAGAGACUCCUCAGGGGUGAAUCUGCGGGACUCUUCAGCUACUUAACCCUUCUUUUCUUGCUGCAUCGGGGACACUUUGAAACGGACUGAACAAAAAAAGGAAAAAAAGCUAGACCCAAGGCUGGAGGGCGGUCUGGGGCCAGGUCCUGCAGGGGGCACUUUCAGGGGUGGGGGCGGGGGGGGGGGGCGGGUUGUUCUUCUUCCGUUAAACAGCGACGAGCGCGGCUUGGCUGCAAGCAGGAUCUUUGCCCCUCCCUCACCGGCUACGCUUCGGACAUUGCCCAGGACAAGACUCCGUGGAUUGUCUCUCUCCUCGCCGGAAGUCCUCGAGCUUUCGGCUGGCCAGACUGGCUCCCAGCAGGCUUCAGCGCGCUUCGGCUUCUGGCUUUGCAGCGGCCCUUUUCAGGGGCAGGCUGCCUGCCCUUUGGGAGCUGCCGCCACUGCGUGGGACGUGGGCCGGCUACAGGUCUGUGCCCGCUGCCAAACUCGUCGGGGUCAGGGCGGGAAGCCCGAGGGAUGGGGCUUGUACCUCGUCCCUCUCUGAUAACCUCCUCCUUGCUGCUUCUUGGUGGCUGCGGAGAACGCUGCCCCUAACCCCAGGGAGGCCGGCGCGUUCCUGGAUGUCCUAGAGAGGCCGACCCCAGAGGGAGAGAGCAGCCACCCUCCCGCAAGCAGUUUUCUCCCCUUCCCUUCUCUUGUCUCCACUUCCUUUCUUCCCCCCCUCCUCCCCUCCAAUGAAAUCCCACCACCAGGAGCGACAGGGUGCCUCCCUCUCUACCAGGCAGCUGCUGCGUCAAGACCAAGAGGGGCCCUUGAGCCGAAGCCGCAGACCGGCCGCUGGUCAGCCUGUUGUCCUCGGCCUCCGCAGCAGACGCCCAAGGAUCCCGGUUUCGAAUCCCAGCCACGCCACAGCCUCUUGGCCAGAGGUGCGGGAUUACACCCUCCCCUCCGUAUGCCAAAAGAGCUGGCCUGCCCUUCUCCAUGGCCGGGUAGCUGUGUCAGCUGCAGGUUUUUCAGAGGCCCUUGCUUGUCUGAACCAGAUGCUGUCCGAGAGCACCCCCCCCCCGGAGCUUUUCCUGGCAUUUUCUGACGGAGGGCGAGGGGAGGAAUAGGUGGGGCAGGAGGGAGAAUUAGAAGGAAGAAGUUUCCCAUCAGCCAGGCCAUGUCCUUGCGUGCUGCAGUGUGGCCAGAAUCUCCCUGUUGGGCCGGCUUUCUCUGCAGCUCCCCGUUGUGCAUCUUGGGGCUUGGAGGUGUCUGGGGCUCCCACCACCACAAGGGGCAGAGGGAGGGGGCUGGUGGCUUCUAGCUGGGAAGGCUCUGCCCUUCGAAGGACACGGGCUGUGUUUAAAAAUCUGGCUCCUUGAAAAUGCAGACUGUUACUCCCUCACGCGCGUGUGUCAUCUUCCCCGCUCCUUGCUAGAGAGAGGGGGUUUGAGCAGAGGGAGCCAUCUGGGCCGUUUGCGACGCCAGCUUGCCCUGAGGAGGUUGUAGUCGAUGGCUGCGGGGCCCUUCCCGGACUCCUCUUCCAGCAGCCCCACUGCAGGGUGACGGGGAAGAGUCAGCCCUCUUGCCAAACCCCUGUGGGGGAGACCGCAGGCCAAGCGGCCCAGGCAGCUGAGCCCUCCUCCGCGGUGGCUGUGCAGCUUCUCCGAGGCGCAUCUUUGCCAGCCCUGCGUUGUUGCUAUGAUCCAGGAUUGCAGGUUGGUUGGAGGUGCUGGGUGGACACCCCUCCCCCUCUUUCUUUCCCCUCCCCCUCCCCUUGAUUCUGCAGCCUCUGCUUUCUUUCUGAGGAAGUCCUUGCCAUUACGUGCUGUUACAUUUUUACAACAAUGCAUUCUUUAAAAAUAAAGAUGGGUUUGAGCUGGG